AUGAGCACGUGGCAGCUCAUGUAUGAGAGCAGGCCAUGCUAUUUCAUACAAAGAUAUGCCUAUAUGGCCUACAAGUGGUCACAAAUUUUCGUGCCACUCCCUUCCCCCCUUUCAACCGUCUCCCACCGAAUGGUACGGGAACUAGCCUGGCCCUUGUCGACCGGGGGUAAUGCUGUACUUGCAGCAUGGGUUGUUUCGAGUCACGCGGAGUCUUCCCGAAGAACGCGGGGACGCCUGGACGGCCUCCGCGGAUGCUUCACGCACGCGCGAAGUCGUACCCUUUUGUCGAGCUUGGCCAUGUGGAAGUCCUCGUUGGAUCGGGGACUUCUGCCGUUGUAUCUCGCACGCGCGAGGUCGGCUCAUUAUACGUCGAGGCUGGACUUGAAUGUCGACACCGGUGUGGCAGUUGACAACGAGGGGGCUAGUACUUCCGGCAAUUCGGAAGUACUGGGCCUUUGUGCCUUCUUGCGUACCCGUUCGGUAGCCUUGGUUAUUGAUAGUUCGUGCGCACGCGAGGUCAACUCCUCGUAUGUGCAACGGACGCUAGUUGAUGUACCCCGAGUCGGCGCGUCAGAGCCGGGCUUGUGGGCUGUCAACACAGGCUUAGCUGUCGAGGACGAAGAGGUCAGUACUUCCGACGAUUCGGGAGUACUGUGCCUCUUUGGUUCCUCGAGUGCCUGCAUGGCCGACUUGGUUGUUGACAUGCUUGAGUUGCGCACACACGAGGUCAACUCCUCGUGUGUAUGGCGGGCGACGGCUUGA
Molecule: messenger RNA, 762 nt
Organism: Fomitopsis serialis
Lineage: Eukaryota; Fungi; Basidiomycota; Agaricomycetes; Polyporales; Fomitopsidaceae
Exons: 6
Coding region: 1-762 (253 amino acids)
Source: RefSeq, a predicted model, not a curated record